UCUGUCUGGAUAUACAUAUAAUUAUUAGCUAGAUACCACUCAUUUAGCUGCAGGCGCCAUGAUUAGGGUGAGCAUUACCGGUUACAAGUCUCCGAUCAUGGUGCCAGUGCUGCUUCUUGUCUGCGUCAUCAGCGGCCUGCUUGCCUCGCCGGCGACGGCCGCGGCUGGGGGAGAGGAGGUGCACCUGGUGCCGGCGGUGUACGUGUUCGGCGACUCCACGGUGGACGUGGGGAACAACCAGUACCUGCCGGGGAACGCCGCGCUGCAGCUCCCCUACGGCAUCGACUUCCCGCACUCCAGGCCCACCGGACGGUUCAGCAACGGCUACAAUGUCGCCGACUUCGUCGCGAAACUUUUGGGUUUCAAGAGGAGCCCGCCGGCUUACCUGUCGCUGACGCCAAGAACGAGUCGUCAGAUCUUGAGAGGCCUCCGUGGCGCCAACUACGCGUCCGGGGGAUCCGGCAUCCUCGACACCACUGGGGACACCAUCACGCUGACGAAGCAAAUCGAGUACUUCGCGGACACCAAGUCCAAGAUGGCGGCUAGCAGCGGCGGCCAGGGCUCGUCGUCCGUCGACGAGCUGCUGUCCAAGUCCCUCUUCCUGAUCAGCGACGGCGGCAACGACAUGUUCGCGUUCCUGACCCAGAACCGGUCAGCGAGCGAGGUGCCGUCCUUCUACGCGGACCUGCUGUCCAACUACACGCGGCACGUGCGGGCGCUCCACAGCCUCGGGGCGCGGCGGUUCGGGAUCGUCGACGUGCCGCCGCUCGGGUGCGUCCCGUCGGUGCGGGUCACCUCCCCGGACGGCGCGGCCCGGUGCGUCGACGGCGCCAACGCGCUCGCCAGGGGCUUCAACGACGCGCUCCGGGCGCUGCUGGCCAACCUCACCGCCUCCGGCGCGCUCCCCGGGGCGCGCUACUCCGUCGGCAGCUCGUACAACGUGGUGUCCUACUUCACGGCGCACCCGGCCGCCGCCGGGUUCCGGGAGGUGGCCGGCGCGUGCUGCGGCGGGGGGCGGCUCAACGCGCAGACCGGGUGCACGCCCAACGCCACCUACUGCUCCGACCGCGACGACUACCUGUUCUGGGACGGGGUGCACGGCACGCAGGCCACGUCCAGGAAGGGCGCCGUGGCCAUCUUCUCCGCGCCGCCGCGGAUGGGAUUCGCCGCCCCCAUCAACUUCAAGCAGCUGGUCUCUUCUUGAUGCCUCAACGCAAGAAUCUCGAGCCUUCCAUGGUGAUCGUAACUACUAGCUACGUAGCAGCCUAGCAUUAUUAAAGAGCUUUUGAUUCUUUACGGAAAAAUCAGUAGAGAUUACAAUGUAAUGUAGAGGGAGCAAGGAUACACAACAUUUGAGUUCAGCGAGGCAAAUUUCUCGCCAUAUACGCUCGUGAAUAAACAGGCAGGUUGCAAUAUCA
Messenger RNA from Panicum hallii, 1418 nucleotides. Its product is annotated as GDSL esterase/lipase At1g71250-like. The record is from RefSeq and is a predicted model, not a curated record. Bases 59 to 1204 code for a protein of 381 amino acids. The transcript is spliced from 3 exons. Gene Ontology annotation, molecular function: hydrolase activity, acting on ester bonds. NCBI's taxonomy places the organism in Eukaryota, Viridiplantae, Streptophyta, Magnoliopsida, Poales, Poaceae.